AUGGUACGCCGUGUACGAGUAUGUCGCUCUCCCAACGCCUCGCCUCCUGGCAAAAAGAAACGGGCAUCACCAAAGCCCAAAGCUGAAGCUGAAGCGAAAUUCCAGCGGGACGUACAACAAGCUCGUCAAUUACUACACGGCCUCUCAGUCUCACCCGAAGCUGGUCCCUGUACUCACGACUAUGACGCUCAGUUGAAUCAAUUUAUGCCGUAUGGAGAUGAAGAGCCUUCCGAAGAUGAAGAGGAAGGUGGCAACGAUGACGAUGGUGUUGGAAGUGGCUGGGUUAACAUGAAGGAUUUCGAUGAGGAUGGGUCAAUCCGACGUUUUGUGGCCAAACAACGAGAAUAUCAUUAUGCUCAACAACGUGACAAGCUUCGGAUGCAGUGGGCCGAAAUCGAAAACCAGCUGACUGCUGCUUACCUCGAAUGUCAAGCUACGACAACAAACUGGACCACCCAAUUCUCAUACCUUGACGACGUCAGUAAGGAUUGUCAAUGCGAAGUAUUUCAUCAUCACAAUAUGGAUCUAGUUGAUAUUCUCGGUCGAAAAUCUCAAUCAGUCAAAUUCUGCCGCUGCCUACCCGAACCGAUACAGCUUGUCUUCCAAGGCUUUCUCCCAGCAUCACCCAGUCAGCCCCGGACCGGCUUUUCCAUCCGACUUUUACAACUUCAUCACCAUCUCUGGCUCACGUCGGUCUGCUCAGUAUCGGGAUUUAUCGAAGGGUUGAUGAACUUCCUCGAUACUAGAUCUGCCAAGCCAUUGAAGGCACGAGGAGGCCGUGGUACACGUCGCAAUCUCACCCAACCUUUCUCGAACGCCAGCCACCUCUUCAGUCGAGUGAAAGUGUUGUCAAAUCAGCUACUUCAAGAAGGUCUCCAAAUGAAGCCAGCGGACGUUUGGGCUCUCAAAGAUGGAGCUGAAGACGUACAAACUAACCAAUUGGCCCUCAGUAUCCAUGUUCUGAAGCUCACAAGGCCGCCGACGACACCAGAGGCAAGUCCACAUGGGAUAAAUGCAACAAUACCGGGCUCUUCGCGGCGGCAUGUCGCCACGAUGUUCCCCUGGCGAUGGCAAACAUCUAUCAAAGUGGCGAGAAAGGCUAAUCCUUACCAGCCCGGCACAAACUACAACUCAGCGUACUUUAAGACACAAUGGGAAGCAGAAAGAGCAGCUAACCGCACUACCGCCAAAGACAUCAAGGUGCGACAACAAAUCGAACUAGGUAAACUACUUUGCCUGGAAGCAAAGAUGUAUGAAACAUGGGCAAAUGAUACGGACAACGAAGAGCACACCUUUAAACGGCUGGACGACUUUCAAACAAUUGCCAAGGAUAUUGAGGCGCAGCGCAAGAAAGUCGGCCUUCCAGAAAGCUUAUCUAGGCUACCACCAACAGCGAUUGAUCUAUUUCUGAAAGUUUGGUAUGCGAAAACGGAGGUUAGAACACGAUUUCUGGCAUUACGGGCUGAGCAGAGGCCAUUAGAUCCCGAGAACAAGGUUGGAGGUGGCUCCAAGCUUGGGCAACACGAGAAAGAACGUAUAAUGACUGCAAUUUCGAAAAGAUCGAAAACAAUGAAAAAAGCCCUAGCAACUUAUAACAAAGUCGCCCAACAGUUUCAGGCCGAUUUUCCAGACCACCGAUGUUCGCCAGUCAUAGAGUAUCUCGAUUUGUUACAACUCGAGUCCGACGAUCCCUUCUGGAAUGACGGUGUCUUCACGCAUUUGAACGAACCGUGGGCAGUGGAUCACAAGACUCAAAUGGGGAUGAGAGCUCUAGCCCGCGUGCAGCGAGGACAAGAGGAGCUUCGGAGGGUGGGUUGGGAAGUUCGGAGAGCUAUGCGUUGGGCAACCGAAGUACAUCAGCAACUAUGGACCAUUCUCGACGCUCUCAAUCACCCUGAUGUCGAUUUUCACAUUUUCAUCGAAGCAUUUCUAACUAAUGCGGUUCUUUCAAGCUCUUCCUUGCGCGCGAAGAUAGUGCUAGUACGAGGGUUACUUCAUACCGAAUUCAUCCGGGUUUUUACGUUACAAGUCAGGUGGGAUAGGAAAUUGAUGGAAGUUCUAAUGAAGACGCCUCAUCAGGUAGGCGAUGAUGAAUUGAUGACUAUAUGGAAGUCACAACUUUACAAGAUGGCCCAGCUCCAACUCAACGGCUUUGGAUCAGCAAUAUCAGGAGACUAUGAGCAUCUGAUGCCUCAGAUCAUGGACGAAAACUUGCUAGACAGAUUUGACGGAGUAGGUGUGAAUGACGGGUUCAAUCAAGAACCAGGUGAGGAAGAUGCGCUGUCUGAUAUAAAUGAGGAAGAUUGGCAAAAUAUUAUUGAUGAAGGUAUGAUGCAAAACAUGUUGAAUGUUGAUGGGAGGAAUGAUGUUGAAGGAUGA
Molecule: messenger RNA, 2379 nt
Organism: Melampsora larici-populina 98AG31
Lineage: Eukaryota; Fungi; Basidiomycota; Pucciniomycetes; Pucciniales; Melampsoraceae
Exons: 8
Coding region: 1-2379 (792 amino acids)
Source: RefSeq, a predicted model, not a curated record